This is a messenger RNA of Nasonia vitripennis (jewel wasp), 1245 nucleotides long. RefSeq lists its product as uncharacterized. The transcript is spliced from 2 exons. Bases 1 to 1245 code for a protein of 414 amino acids. NCBI's taxonomy places the organism in Eukaryota, Metazoa, Arthropoda, Insecta, Hymenoptera, Pteromalidae. The record is from RefSeq and is a predicted model, not a curated record. Gene Ontology annotation, cellular component: cytosol. Gene Ontology annotation, molecular function: ribonucleoside-diphosphate reductase activity, thioredoxin disulfide as acceptor. Gene Ontology annotation, biological process: deoxyribonucleotide biosynthetic process.
AUGGCAUUUUUGCAUUCUCACUCGACGGAAUGCAUGUCCAGCGAGCUGGAUCUUUUCACGCUUCCAACCACCCAAACGUCCAUUGAAAGCAGCAGCUUUCUGCAUUAUAAGCCUGUGUCGUCUCUUAGCGACGAUGUCGAUGCACCAUUGGAAUUUGUCGUGCCGGCAGGUAGCGAGCAUUACUUUGAUCUGGCUCACACUAUGCUUCAUGUUCAAGCUAAAAUCAAAAUUGUUUCGCCGCCUAAUAACGCCUAUCCUUACAGAGCGUACAUCGAGACGCUUCUCAAUUACGCUCCGGCUGCUAAAGAGUCACAUCUUACAGCGAGUCUGUGGUACGACGAUACGAUCGGCGGUUUCGAUUCACCAGCUAAUGCGGUGAGCACUGCCACAGCACCUAUUAUCGUGAACAAAGGGCUGGAAAAUUUUACACAGAAUCGACGAUACUUUGACAUGAUUGGACAUCUACAUCACGACCUCUUUAAUCAGGAUAAAAUGCUGAUUAAUGGCGUAGAAAUGCGCGUACGUCUAGUGAGGAGUAAGGAUGCUUUUUGUCUGAUGGACGCGACAGCCGAUGGAAAAUUCAAACUCAGCAUCAAAGAAGCUAUACUCAUGGUUCGCAGAGUAAAAAUCAGUCCUGGACUUUCACUGGCUCAUGCGCAAGCGUUAUGGAAAACCACGGCUAAAUAUCCCAUAACGAGAGUCGAAGUUAAGUCGUUUACUCUUCACUCGGGAAUAUUGGGUGAUUCGAUUGACAACGUUAUACACGGUCAGCUGCCGAAGAGAAUAAUCUUGGGCUUUGUGGAAAACAAAGCAUUCAACGGAAACCGCGCGUUAAAUCCUUUUAAUUUUCAACACUUCUCUAUAAAUUAUAUUUCUCUCUACGUCGACGGCGUACAAAUCCCAAGCAAACCUUUGCAACCACGUUUCACGGGUCUCGGCAAACUCUACAUUGACGCUUUUCAAUCACUUUACACGGGCACAGGCGUGCAUUUUCUCAACGAAGGUUUUGGCAUCAAUCGCUACAACUAUUACAAAGGCAAUUUUUUGACGGCUUUCGAUCUCACUCCUGAUUUAUCGGCACACUGUGCCACACUUUGGAAUCUCGUGCGCUCGGGUAGCAUACGUAUAGAAGUGAGAUUCGAGACGGCUGUUCUCACUGCUAUCAACUGUAUCGUUUACGCAGAGUACGACAACGUUCUGGAAAUCGACUCUAGCCGCCAAAUCGUAACGGAUUUUAGCGCUUGA